Messenger RNA from Conger conger (European conger), 3323 nucleotides. Its product is annotated as G protein-activated inward rectifier potassium channel 1-like. Gene Ontology annotation, molecular function: G-protein activated inward rectifier potassium channel activity. Bases 449 to 1954 code for a protein of 501 amino acids. Gene Ontology annotation, biological process: regulation of monoatomic ion transmembrane transport; potassium ion import across plasma membrane. The transcript is spliced from 3 exons. The record is from RefSeq and is a predicted model, not a curated record. Gene Ontology annotation, cellular component: plasma membrane. NCBI's taxonomy places the organism in Eukaryota, Metazoa, Chordata, Actinopteri, Anguilliformes, Congridae.
AACGGUAUUUCUCGUGGAGUAUUCCAGAGACCCAUGCUCUCUCUUUAUCGACAUGUUACGAAAAGCACAAACUAACAUGCAACUGAAAGGUGAACUUACAGUGAGAGGCAGAGGGGAGAUGAGACGGGACACCGCCGAUGCUUAAGGAUGCAUCGUUUUUCACAUUUAUUUACAAGACCAAUUAACUGGAAUUAAGAACUUCACAAGACGGAAAGUAUCAGCAGCAAAAUAAAAUCCUCGUAUUUUGAUUCAUCAAGUUAACGCAAACAGCUUUCAUGUAUGCGCUUAACUACCAGGUUGUUCUUUUUACGCGUUGAAAACUAUUUUCCGCUGAUGAAAACAGAUGCAACCAAUGGAUACCACCGGUAGCUAAGUGAAUUAUCUCCUCGUGGUAGGAACAGGUUGGCUCUCGAACGGAACGUCGCCAGCCUCCGUCGUCGCUGAAGUUAUGUCUGCGUUACGGAGAAAAUUUGGAGAGGACUACCAGGUUGUGAACACCAACAGGGGCAGCACUUACACUGCGCCCGUAAAGAAGAAGCGCCAGAGGUUUGUGGAGAAGAACGGCCGUUGCAAUGUUCAGCACGGGAACCUUGGCGGAGAGACCAGCAGAUACAUCUCGGACCUCUUUACCACCUUGGUGGAUCUGAAGUGGCGAUGGAACCUUCUUAUUUUUAUUCUGACGUACACAAUCGCCUGGCUGGUUAUGGCAUCCAUGUGGUGGAUCAUCGCCUAUAUCAGGGGAGACCUAAACCAUGGCCACGACCAGUCUUACACCCCAUGUGUUGCCAACGUCUACAACUUUCCUUCAGCGUUCCUAUUCUUCAUUGAGACCGAGGCUACCAUCGGCUAUGGUUACCGAUAUAUCACGGAAAAGUGCCCCGAAGGCAUCAUUCUGUUUCUGUUCCAGUCGCUUCUGGGGUCCAUCGUAGACGCCUUCCUCAUUGGCUGUAUGUUUAUCAAGAUGUCCCAGCCAAAGAAGCGCGCGGAGACGCUGAUGUUCAGCCAAGAUGCCGUUAUCUCGCAGCGAGACGGAAAACUCUGCCUGAUGUUCAGAGUGGGCAACCUGAGAAACAGCCACAUGGUGUCCGCACAGAUCAGAUGCAAACUCAUAAAGUCUCGACAGACUCCGGAGGGGGAGUUCCUGCCACUGGACCAGUGUGAGCUGGAUGUGGGGUUUGGGACGGGGGCGGACCAGCUCUUCCUGGUUUCCCCCCUCACCAUCUGCCACGAGAUCAAUCCCAAGAGCCCUUUCUUCGACCUGUCACAGCGCUCGCUCAUGAGCGAGCAGUUCGAGGUGGUGGUAAUCCUGGAGGGCAUUGUGGAGACCACAGGAAUGACGUGCCAGGCUCGGACGUCCUACACGGAGGACGAGGUCCUGUGGGGCCACCGCUUCCUGCCCGUCAUGUCCCUGGAGGAGGGCUUCUUCCGGGUGGACUACUCCCAGUUCCACAGCACCUUCGAGGUGCCCACCCCGCCGCUGAGCGUGAAGGAGCAGGAGGAGAAGGUCUCGCCGGCCUCGCCCGCCGGCACCCCCACACUGUGCUGCGGGCGCGAGCGCCUCUUCUCGGCGGACUGCGCGGACGACGACCGCCCGGGGCGGGCGCUCCCCAGCAAGCUGCAGCGCAUGAGCUCGUCGGGGAAGGAGGAGCUCCAGCGCAAGGCCCUGAAGAUCAGCUCGCAGCCCACCGAGCGGGCCUCCAGCACGGGGGACCUGCCUCUGCGGCUGCAGCGCAUCGGCUCCGUGCCCGGCCAGGGCGAGCAGGACGGCCGGGCCGAGCGGCAGCCCCUGAAGGUGGGCUCCGAGCCCAUGAUUCAGUCCACCGGGGAGCUCCAGCACCUGGGCCUCUGCUCCAUCCUCGCCCACAGCCCCGCGCCCAUCCCCGCGCCCCCCGCCGGGGGCCGGCUGGAGGGAAGCCUGCCGGCCAAACUGCGCAGGAUGAACGCGGACCGCUGACGGCGCCGGGGCGGCAGGAACCGAACGGACUUUUUACAGACAGAGGAAAAUAAAAGGAGAAGGAAGACCUGAAUGGAAAUGUAAUGGCGGUUAAGAGCGGAGGACGAGGAAUGUGUUGAACUGGGACUACUGUGAUCUGUGUUGUUUUCUUCACCUUUAACCGCACUUCACCCAGCGCUGCACUGGGAAACUACAUUUCCCACAAUGCUGCCCCUGUGAUGACACCACCCACCAUCCCCCACCUCCGCACUGUGUGCAUGCAUUCAGCGCAAUCCACUCUCAUCAAAUUCUCAUCUCAUUAAAUAAUUGGACUAUAUUUUAACAUAAUAAACAGCACAUUGAUAAAUUCACACAGCUUUAUUUCUGACUUGUUUCUGGGUAAAUCACUUUCUGUCCUUUGCUUUUACUGAGGAUGCAGCAUUUGUAAGAACACGCACACCCAUUUCCUCUGACGCGCAAGGUCCUCUGGGUGUGUGUCGCUCUAAACUGAUUGGACACGGUAGUGUGCACUUCAACUGGAGCCCCGCCUACUUCCUGUGUCCCAUACUUUCCCCCCUCACAACAUUAGUAGAGUUAAUAGCCAUCAUCAGUGACUUUCUGACACUGGCUACAACUUUCCCGUACGGCGUUUGCUUGCACGCAAAACAGUGAGUUUGCUUGCCAUUUUAGUUAUUUUGUUUUGUUUGGAGCUCCUGCUUCUGUUGUUCCCGUUCUGUUGAGCCCACAGCACAAAUACCACAGCGAGCAAUGCCGACAGUAUGCAGGGGUUUCCGGGCAACAGCCCGAAAAAAAACAUCUAUCGAUUUUUUUCCUGGCAUGAAUCACGAAUAACAUGAGACAGAGGCUGGGCUACCAAGCAUUACCAAGAAAGAACAAAAACAGCUUUCUGACUAUGGCAUUCCACAUAGGAUAAACAUACCUGCUUCUGCUGUGCUACACCGGACUAAACAUGCUGUGUGGGGUUGCCAGAGGCCUGGAAAUAUAACACUCAGCUGGGGUCUGCUUGCUGUGGAAAAUGCUGUGGUACAACUGACCCACAGCUGAAGCUCAAGGGUCAGAGGAAACGUUGCUAUAUUCAUCCCUUCCUGAGGUCUUCAUCCGUCGCCUUCCAUUCGUCCAAAGAGCGCUCCGAGACGUUCAAGACACUCCGGCGCAUCUCUCAAAUGACAAUCAAAGCUUGUUCUCUUUUUGCUGCGCAUACAUUAUUUCAAACUGUAUCUCAGCUGAAUAAUACACGUUCAGACAUUAUAAAUAUACAUUUGUUUGUGGUGGUGGGUGUUGAAUAUGAACUCAAAGUAAAAAAAUAUUUUACCUAAUGAUUUGCUCACAUCAGGAAAAUAAAUAAAAACAAAGGCAAUUUUGAAAAAGG